AUGGUUCAAGUCUUUAACGUCGAAAUCUUUUUCGUCGUGUUCAGAGAAACACUGGAGGCGGUGAUCGUCGUCUCUGUGCUGUUGGCCUUUUUGAAACAAGGUCUGACCAACGACAAGGUCGUUUAUAAGCGAUUAGUCAAACAAGUCUGGUGGGGCGCAGUUCUUGGAGUAUUACUGUGUCUGAUUCUCGGAUGUGCCUUCAUCGGUGCAUACUACUCCCUCAACAAUGAUAUUUGGGCCAGUUCCGAGGACAUCUGGGAAGGUGUUUUCUGUAUCAUUGCCACUGUUCUGAUCUCGCUCAUGGGUAUUGCCAUGUUGAGAAUCAAUAAGAUGAAGGACAAGUGGAGAGUCAAGAUUGCUCGUGCCCUGAUUGCUGUUCCAAAGGAAAAGAAAGAUCGUUUCAAGAUUGGUUACCUUUCCAGAAAGUACGCCCUUUUCAUCUUGCCUUUCAUCACCUGUCUCAGAGAAGGUCUCGAAGCCGUUGUCUUCGUUGGUGGUGUCGGUAUUGGAACUCCAGCCUCGUCCUUCCCACUUCCUGUUAUCUGUGGCUUGAUCGCUGGAAUCAGCGUUGGUGUCAUCAUGUACUAUGGUGGUUCUGCCCUUUCCUUGCAGAUUUUCCUUUGUAUCUCCACUGCCAUUCUGUAUCUCAUUUCUGCCGGUCUCUUUUCCAGAGGUAUCUGGUACUUCGAAACCUAUAAGUACAACAAGCAGACCGGUGGUGAUGCCUCCGAGAACGGCUCUGGUCCAGGAACCUACGACAUCUCCAAGUCUGUAUGGCACGUCAACUGCUGCAACCCUGAAACCGACAACGGUUGGGAUGUGUUCAACGCUUUGUUGGGAUGGCAAAACAGUGCCACUUACGGCUCUGUUAUCUCCUACAAUGUUUACUGGAUUUUCGUGAUGCUUACUUUGGCUUUGAUGUUGUUUGAAGAAAAGAAGGGCCACCUGCCUUUCUGCAAGAAUUUGCAAUUGAGAGAACUCAACCCAAUGUACCACAUUAAGAACAAGAAGAAGAACGAGUUGACCAAGGACCAACAGGCUGAGCUGUUUAGAAAGGUCAAGAAUGAGGGUAUCUUUGCCGAGAACUUGAAGACAGAAGAGCCAAAGGAGGAAACCAAUUAG
Molecule: messenger RNA, 1122 nt
Organism: Kuraishia capsulata CBS 1993
Lineage: Eukaryota; Fungi; Ascomycota; Pichiomycetes; Pichiales; Pichiaceae
Exons: 1
Coding region: 1-1122 (373 amino acids)
Biological process (GO): iron ion transmembrane transport
Cellular component (GO): plasma membrane; high-affinity iron permease complex
Molecular function (GO): ferrous iron transmembrane transporter activity
Source: RefSeq, a predicted model, not a curated record